This is a messenger RNA of Polypterus senegalus (gray bichir), 2453 nucleotides long. RefSeq names its product myc-associated zinc finger protein-like. Gene Ontology annotation, biological process: regulation of transcription by RNA polymerase II. Bases 497 to 1615 code for a protein of 372 amino acids. NCBI's taxonomy places the organism in Eukaryota, Metazoa, Chordata, Cladistia, Polypteriformes, Polypteridae. Gene Ontology annotation, molecular function: DNA-binding transcription factor activity, RNA polymerase II-specific; RNA polymerase II cis-regulatory region sequence-specific DNA binding. Gene Ontology annotation, cellular component: nucleus. The record is from RefSeq and is a predicted model, not a curated record. The transcript is spliced from 7 exons.
AGGAGAACCGAUCGUCCUCCCCUUUAAUUUCGAGGACGGGGGAAAAAAAUGGAGUCGCGGUGAACUGUAAAUUCAGAAAAAAGCCUGCAAAAAAUAUUCCGCUCUCAAGUGAGAACUGAAAGCGGCGCGCGGGGGCGAUGUAUAGGAGUGGGCCGCCGUCCACCAGCGGGGGUCUCGAAUAGUCGUUUGCCACGGUCGCAACGCGCGGGGGGGUAGUGGGAAGCUUUAAUGGAGAAUUGGGGGGGAAACUUCGAAUAUAGGAGACGUGAUGGAGAAAUAAAUCGGAGAGGCAAGUGAGGGGCGCUACGACUCUCAUCCAUCCGCGAGCUACUCGAACGUGAGGUCACCCAGCGGCUCCCCCACCGCACCCAAGCCUCUGGAAGGACCGGCCGAUCGACUGCUAGUCUGCCACCUCGGGGUGACCCGGGCCGCGGCAGGAGCGCGGGACUUGUUGCGUUUAAUUACACGAAAUUAGGAGCCGGGAGGACGAGGCGACAUGGAUGCAGCCUGGAGCAAUUUCCUAUUUCAGACUCAGCCUACGCAGGCUCAAGCGACGGACUCUCUGCAGGUGGAGCUUCUUCCUGUUCUGGAGGCCCCUCCGCCACCUCCGCCAGCCACCUCGAUCACCCCAAUAACUCCAUCUCCUCCCUCCACAGUGGACACCGCUGCCCUAAGCCAAGAGACCGAUUCGGGUGUGGAUGCCAGCUCUGUGAAUCGCGGACAGAAACGGCCAAGGGCCGUGGUGAGCCACAUCUGCUCCACCUGCUCCAAGCAAUUCAAGAAUGGCUACAACCUGCGGCGACACCAAGCAGUCCACACUGGGAUCAAGCGUGAGCAGAGGGAGCUGCCCAGAGUCCCCGUCAGUCUCCUUGAGCUUCCAGGCAGUGACGUCACCGCGGCGCUGCCCAUCACGGUCACACAGCAGCCUGCAGGCUCCAUUUCCACCGAGACGGUGACGGCCAAUGCCCAGCCCAUCCUGGGGGCUGCCGUGUUGGCGAGCGCCGUUCAAACUCCCGAGAGCAGUAACGCACGGCGUGUGAGGAAGAACCACGCGUGUGAGGCCUGUGGCAAAGCGUUCCGUGACGUCUACCACCUCAACCGACACAAGUUAUCCCACUCGGACGAAAAGCCUUUCGAGUGCCCCAUCUGCCAGCAGCGUUUCAAGAGGAAAGACCGCAUGAGCUACCAUGUGCGGUCCCACCAGGGGGGUGUGGAGAAGCCCUACGUAUGCCCACAUUGCGCCAAGGGCUUCUCUAGGCCAGACCACCUCAACAGCCAUGUACGGCAAGUUCAUUCCACGGAGAGACCCUUCAAGUGCCAGACCUGCGAGUCUGCCUUUGCCACAAAAGACCGCCUCCGGGCACACAUGAUCCGGCAUGAGGAGAAGGUGCCCUGCCACGUGUGCGGCAAGCUGCUGUCCGCCGCCUACAUCACUGACCACAUGAGGGUGCACAACCAAUCGCAGAACCACGUCUGUGAGACCUGCAACCGAGGUCCAGAUAGCACCUGUCCCCACUCAGCCAAUCAGAUUGACGUGAGUGUGGCCCAGAAUGCCACCCUGGAGAUGCAGUGCCCGCCCCCAGAGACAACAACCUCGUUGCCACAGGCCUGGUGAUUGGGGAAGGCCGAGGCGGUGCCACUGCGGGGGACAUGGCGCCGGGUCUCCUCUAUUGCAGACUGCCAAGAGGGUACCCUGGCCAAAGAGAUGCGGGGCACUUCGAUUUGCCUGAAUGCCAAGUGGUCAAACACAGGACUUAAUUAAGCAUCACACCAACCCCUUGCAGGACAGCCGGCAGGGGCCUCAGAAGGGUGUGUGGCACUUGUUGGACUUUGGUGCUGCCCCGGUCCGCUUGGCACGUUUUGUAAAGACCUGCUCCACCAUGUAAACGGCAUGCUGUACUACUUAUGUAUUUUUUCCCCGUUUUUUUUUAUUUUCUCUCUCCAAGCUUGAAUGUUUCAUUUCUCUUCUGUUUUUGGGUGGAGCCUCCCCAUGAGUGGCGGGCGUGGGCAGUGGAUUGCCAGUGCAUAUGACUGACCACUGUGGCCUCAUGCUGUCACUUUCCCCGUGACGCUCACAGAGGUCACGUUCCGCCAUACCCUAAAUGGUUAGUGUUUAUGAUCGUUCAGAUGGUGUUGGGUGGGGGCGUUGGAUGGAGCCUACUGUGUCGAUCCUUGCCAAGGGAAAAGGGGGCGGAGAAGUGUUGGCCGGCCCGCGUUUGACAAGCAAUGCCCACUGCCAACCUGUAGGCCUAUCAGGCUGGCCGGGAGCACCGACAAAGAAACGUGGACUGAGCACUGACCCUCCCCAACCUCAGGCCUCAGGCGCCCUGAAAACUUUCUGAAAAGAGAAAUGUGUACAUUCCUGUAAAGUCCACUUGCUCUGUUUCGUUCUCCUUGUGUCCGAAUGUUCUCCUGUACAUAGUAGAAUAAAAGGAUGCUGUCUUCAGACUCUG